AUGGGUGCUGAUUGGCGUAACGAGCGAACUCUCACUCGAGGACGGCGCUCCGCCCCUUUGUCUCUCAUUUGUCGAAUCCAGGUUCCAAGUUUGGCAGCUUCGUCAAUGCUGUACAACCAGACCUUCAGACACGUCGAAGGCUCGAUGUGAGAAGUCGCGGAUGAUUUUUCUGCUCUUUUCACUUCUCGGAUCGACCACCGGCCAGGAGUUCUGUCGUCCUCUUCACGCCCAAGCUCAUGGAAUCAAUCUGGUAUAGUCAGACUCAUUACAUAGCGAGUUCAGAUUUUGAAUUUCAAAUCUUCAACUCCGCCCCCUAAGCGUAGAUUGAACCAAUCAUCCGCAGAGCGUUGUUGGGGCCGGAGUUCGCUGCUUGACAUUUAAAAUCUGAACAGACUAUAUAUUUAGACCUUUCAAUUCAAACAAAUAAAAAUACUCGAUCUUUCUAACGUAACUUCCUCACGUCUAUUUGCUGUAAUUUUCAAAAAUUACGUGGAAAAUUUACAAAAAAAAUUCUAGACAUGAUCAAUUCACAAAAGAAAGAGCAAAGAAGAAAACAGCAGCGAAAACUUAUGAAGCAUUUCAAAAAGUACAGAAAGCAGUUGAGGUGUGCUGCAGCCUGAACGCGUCGCUAACUGAGAGCUGCGAAUAUUCUUCUCUGUGUUCGGAGACUUGCUCCUGCUUUGUCACCUUCACAAGAGAUCUCGAAUGCCAGUCUAACUCCCUCGAGGUUUCUAUCUUUUGAUAAUAUUAUUUUUUCGAAAAACUUCUAAUAGUUUCGUUUUUCAAUGGGGGCAAGAAGAAAAGGCAAGAUUACAGCUCUACGAAUGGAUGGACCACAAGCCAAACUCUGCGCCGUUGGCCUGUGCCCGGCCCAAUUUUCCCAACUACGACUCCUCUUACUCAAUCGUUGUGGAAAACUCUGCUCCAAGGUGACUUUUUUUCAAAAUGUUAUUUGUCUUAUUUGUCUUAUUUGCCUACAUAAUGGCAAAUCUGAGUUUUAGAGAGACAUCGUCGAUUUUACGAGGAAUGUGCGGAAUGAACGUGACUUCGGUCACCAUGCAGAGCUUCGAUCCAGUCUUGGAGGAGCUAGACUUCUCCAAAUGUUUCUCUCAAUUGACGUCCUUCCAAGUUAAUUUUUUGUGAGUUUAUCUCUCGGUGGGAAAAUGCUAUGAAGCACAGGCAACCUAAAACGGCGAUUUUCUCGAACGCUUUGCGACAGACAAGAAACUUGAACUCCUUGUCGUUGGUCAACGCAAACUUCGAGUUCUGGCCUCAGGUAGGUCGGCGAGGCAGCUCAGUUGAACUCAGUCAGUUCAGACGUCUCCAUUCGUGCAGAGUUUGACCUUUCUGCACAUCGAGAACUCCUCCUUGUCGGACCUCCCGAAGUGGCUUUCCUUGAGCAGAACGCUUUCCCGGCUCUACAUCAAAAGUAUGAGAAGAAUGGUCAUUUUUCUCUGAGUUUAUCGAAAAGUUGCUAGUUUUUGAGAGGUUACCGGACUCCGCACUCUGUUGCGACAGUGUUUAAAUCCCAACGAUGGCUGCUAUCUAAUCCAUUUCAACUAAGUAUCCGUUAUAUAACGACCUCGACAUCUAGGCCUGCCAACGUUGGAAGGUCUAGAUCAAAGUUUCUCAUACCUAUGUAACCUUUUAUUUCUAGAGAUUUUAUUUUUCAAACAUGCGUUUAACAUCAUAUUAAACCUGAAUUUAAUAUUUUCCAUUUUAAAAAGAAAUUAAAAACUUGAAAAAUAAAAGCUCGUGCAGGUAACGACAAUGAGGGAACCCCAAACCUUAGGAGAAUCUUUGAAAAUUUUCCAAAAGUUCCUAACUUCAUGGCCUCGCCUUGUCAGAAGUUUCUGCCGUACCAUAGUAAAAUGGCCUUUUCUGCGACGAUAUUCACAGCGACUAUACGAUUGCGACCCUUCGCGCUUCCGAUUUCGUGAGAUUCUCGUUGAAUCCCAGUAAAGCUGUUCAGAUACGCGGCUACAGUCUCUGGCGACAAUCGCACAACUUCCGCAAUCCAAGUCCCUGACCCUCUCGCACAACGCCUUCGACCAACUCCAGCGGCACGUCUUCGUGUCGACGUCGCUCGUCCAGAUUGACCUCAGUCACAACCAGGUGCUGUAGAAAGCCCUCGAGUGAUGAGCCCGAAAGAGUUCAGAUCACAUCGUUUGCCUCGCACACCUUCAGCAAGUGCGCUGACCUGAAAAUCCUCGACCUCAGCCACAACCCCAUUCAGGUCCUGCCCUACAAGCCUUUCGUACGAAACACCCGCCUCAAAUGGCUCAAGCUCAGUGGCACAAAGAUCAACGUAAGGGACUCAACAUAGAAGAGGGGAAAGAAGAGUUCAGGCGCUGUCGCCGGAACAUUUUGCCGGCUUGAACUCGCUGAAGACCUUGACGCUGUCCAACAACGUCCUGCACUCGGUUUCACCGUACACCUUCGUUCCGCUCAAGUCGCUGCGGCAUCUCGACCUCGACGGGUGCCAUCUAGCCCGAGUUCCUCAGGCCGUCGUCUUUAACUGCGCUCUCACCAGGUUUUUUUUUUCAUUUACAAGUCCAAAACCAUAAAAGACGUAUGAACUAUUUAUAAUACUUUGGAUACACUUGAUCCAGCAAACAAAAGAAAAACGAUUUGAGAUUGAACGUGGCAAACAACAAGUUCCAACGAGGCUCGGCGCUGCCGCCAGAGGUGAUGGCCAUGCUGAGCGGUCUGUCGCAGCUGCGACUCGACGGAAACGCCCUUUAUGUUAGUUCUUGGGGCUUAUAGAGCUGAAUUUGGAACCCCAGGAGUUUCCGCCGUCGCUGCUGCUAAUCUCGACCGAGAACGUGAGACUUCUCCGGCAGCUGCUGCACACCUCGAUGACGCUGCCGAUGUGGCUCCGAGAGCCUUGCACGCCCUACUACUGGACCAUGCAGUUGCGCAACAAGUACCGUAUCCGCUCCAAUCGACGAAAAAAGAUGUUUCAAGAUCGACUACACUGAAAAGUUUCCUAUCCCACUACGACGAGGAGCGGAUGCAGAAGAACGGGCUGGGCUACUGCAAGGAGCAGUUCGAGUGGAUGGCUGAGCAGAUGGACGUCUACCGAGAGCUCGAGAAGAACAGCGGUCGGAAUGUCCACUCUUCUCCUCAAUCUUUCGUUACAGGCUGCUCGACCCAACGUCGUCUGCGGUCCUCGUUGUCGGCGACGUCAUCUGCGCCGAAAAACAACUGUUCUCAGAAGACGUCCACUUCAUGGCCGGACAAUCCGCUUCGGCAGAAGUUCCAAGUGGCGCCCAUGCCGCAAAUGUUCAUCGCCAGUCUCACAGCCAAUUUCUUGCUCUUUCUGGCUCUUUUCACUUGCACCUGUAUAUCUUGUUUUUCAAACACCAAAAAAUCGUGA
Caenorhabditis auriculariae is the source of this 3379-nucleotide messenger RNA. The record is from the annotation of a GenBank genome assembly. NCBI's taxonomy places the organism in Eukaryota, Metazoa, Nematoda, Chromadorea, Rhabditida, Rhabditidae.